Molecule: messenger RNA, 1629 nt
Organism: Impatiens glandulifera
Lineage: Eukaryota; Viridiplantae; Streptophyta; Magnoliopsida; Ericales; Balsaminaceae
Product: acetylajmalan esterase-like
Exons: 7
Coding region: 1-1629 (542 amino acids)
Molecular function (GO): hydrolase activity, acting on ester bonds
Source: RefSeq, a predicted model, not a curated record
AUGUCUGCCGAGAUAAGAAACACCCUGAUCAUUGAUUUUGAAGACAUCAAACACAGUUCUUACUAUGAAUGCAUUUAUCAGCAUGUCAUAGAGUCUGGCCUGAAAGGCUUUCUCAAGGGUUCGGACCUCAUCCUCGUGGAGGAGGUGUGCGAAUUCUAUAACAACGGUCAUGUUUUGGAUGAUGGCAGUAUUCGCACCAUCAUCGACGAAAUUGCAUCUCCGGCUCAGGAGGGAAAUAUUGAAGAACAGGAACCCUCCGUUUCCGCAGGAGGCAAGACAGCUCCAGAAGGACCUACUCCGAUAAACAAAGGCAAAGGCAUUCUUUUUGAAGAAACAACGGAAACCGGAACGGGCACGUUGCAAAUCGACCCUCAAACUGAAGCCAUAACCGGAGACGAGUUUCCAUACACCAUAGAGCAAGAAAAUGAGCUAUUUGAGGAAUUUAUUCAAGACAUGAACAAAGGUGCAAGUGAUGCGCUAGCUCCAUACAUCCGCUUCAAGGAGAUUAUUAUAUCCAUGAAACCAAUGAGGGGAAAAUAUGCAUUUUGGGAAUUCUUUUUUCAAUUCAUGUUUCAUUCUUGCGUAUUUGCUCAAUCAAUCAAAUUUCCUUCCCCGGUUGAAUCAAUUUAUGCGCUUGGUAACGCGUUUUCAGACACUGGGAACAUCAUUAGGCUUAAUCCUAAUGCACUCUCUGCACGUUUACCUUACGGUCAAACAAUUGGCAAAGCGACGGGUCGGUUGAGCGAUGGCCUUCUCAUUAUAGACUAUAUCGCUAAAGCUCUUCAAUUGCCGUUGACGCCUCCAAGUUUGGAUACGACAGCUUCGUUCGAUAAAGGUGCUAGUUUUGCAGUAGAUGGAGGGACGGCUUUGAAUAAUUCUUUCUUUGCAGAAAGAGGAAUCCAACUAAUCGUGCCCCAAACAAUUCCUCUCCAUCAACAACUUGAAUGGUUUGAAACAAACCUCAACAAUAUUUGUGCCACCAAAGAAACGGAUUGUGUCAAAAAUAGACUGCAAAAGUCGGUGAUUUUUGUGAGUGUGAUGGGAGAUGACGACUUUAAUAAUGCAUUCGUGUCGGGGAAAUCAAUUUCGGAAGUUCGGACCUAUGUGCCCCUUAUAAUCCGUUCCAUUAUUGACGUCGUUAAAGAGAUUAUAGAACUGGGAGGGAAGAGAGUUGUGGUUCCGGGGAACAUUCCCAUAGGAUGCCGUCCAGCCUAUCUUACUCUGUUCUCCAAUGGGACUAACAAUACAAAUGGCUAUGAUCUGUUUGGAUGCUUGCGUAGUUUCAAUGUGUUAGUGGAGUUAUACAACCAGGAUCUCCAAACAGCCCUUAUCUCUCUUCAACAAGAAUUCCCUCAGGCUACAAUACUUUAUGCAGACUUUUACAAUGCUUUUCGUUCUCUCCUUCUAGGAGCUCCACUUUUGGGUUUCAAAAGAGAAACAUUGGUGAAGGCAUGUUGUGGCAUGGGAGGGAAAUACAAUUUCGACCUAAACAGAAUGUGUGGCUCAAUUGGUACAACGGUUUGCCCUAAUCCAUCAACCUACAUAAGUUGGGACGGAGUUCACCUUACUCAAGAAGCGUAUCGUCGCAUCUCACAAAUAAUCAUUCCUAACCUUUUACUUAAUCUUUAA